Molecule: messenger RNA, 929 nt
Organism: Vigna radiata var. radiata (mung bean)
Lineage: Eukaryota; Viridiplantae; Streptophyta; Magnoliopsida; Fabales; Fabaceae
Product: MADS-box transcription factor 17
Exons: 8
Coding region: 62-727 (221 amino acids)
Biological process (GO): positive regulation of transcription by RNA polymerase II
Cellular component (GO): nucleus
Molecular function (GO): protein dimerization activity; RNA polymerase II cis-regulatory region sequence-specific DNA binding; DNA-binding transcription factor activity, RNA polymerase II-specific
Source: RefSeq, a predicted model, not a curated record
GAGAGAGAGAGAAGUGGAAAAGGUGAGAUAGAGAGGUGCAGAGAAAGAUCAAGAAGGAAGCAUGGGAAGAGGGAAGGUGGUUCUGGAGAGAAUACAGAACAAGAUCAAUCGCCAAGUCACGUUUUCAAAGCGAAGAAACGGUUUGCUGAAGAAAGCCUUCGAGCUAUCUGUGCUAUGCGAUGCUGAAAUCGCUCUGAUCAUCUUCUCCAGUCGUGGCAAGCUUUUUCAGUACAGUAGCACUGACAUUAACAGAAUCAUUGAGAAGUAUCGUCAAUGCUGCUUCGACAUGUCUCAGACUGGUGACGACGCUGAACAUCAAUCGGAGCAGUGCUUAUAUCAGGAGCUUUUGGUAUUAAGAGUCAAGUAUGAAUCACUCCAACGAACCCAAAGGAAUCUUCAGGGAGAAGAACUUGAGCCACUCAGCAUGAAAGAACUGCAUAGCUUAGAGAAACAACUGGAUAGAACGCUUGCACAAGCUCGGAAGCACCUAUCACAGAAGCUGGUAUCAAGAAUUGACGAACUACACGGAAAGGUGUGCAACCUGGAGCAGAUUAACAGACAUUUGGAGUCAAAGAACAUAAGUAAAUGCACUCAUUGUGAAGAUUAUACUAAUCAGUUUGAAGCUGGAACAGCAACUUCGUUGCGGCCUCAGCAGGAGCAAAUUACUUCAAAGGGAAAAGAAAUAGACACGAGGUGUCUUAACGAGAAUAACGAAUGGCAGCUUUGAAUAAUAUGGGCAGUUGGUCGACUGUAUAUCCAUCAAAUAUAUAUCUCAGAAAUCUGGCAAGUUCAGCCUCCAUUGCUGACAGUUUCAUAAUUUACUGUAUGCUUGAUUGAAGUGAUCAUUUUGAAGGAAUAAUAUUUUUAUUUUUACUUACCAAAGCUUUAAAAAAAAAUAAAGGUUUGCAACUUAUUUAAGGCCAGUUAAA